CGACACAACUUCGCCUCUUGCAUUGCUCAAGCCCGGGCUAAGGAUACCAAGCCGCCGCGAUGUCUUCAGACCAGCCCGAGAAAAUCUCCGACGACGUCCAGUACACGACUCACAACGAAAAGAAUGGCAUUCAGGAUGCACCACCCAGCUACAAGAAUGUCGCUGAGGAAUCCGGUCGUCGCGCAUCUGUCGCGCUCAAUAUCGUUGAGAAUCCGUUGAAGCGCAAAGGCUAUGAGCAGACCAUCGCUGAUGGUAGAGCAUUUGCUGAGGGGCACGGCAUGCCUGAGCACGCCGACUUGUUCGGACGCGCCGCGCUCGUUGCCCGCGAACCCGAUCGAUUUGAAACGAUCCCGGAGCUGGAGACCGCUGAGCGCGAUGCUUUAGUGUACGAACGCGACCACAAGUGGCACGGCCCGAAGAUGUUGUGGUACUCGAUUGGUUUGUGCGCCAUUGGCGCCGCUACUCAAGGAUGGGACCAGACUGGUAGUAAUGGUGCCAAUCUUUCCUUCCCUCAAGAAUUCAACCUCGACAACGGUACCAGUUACGACGAGUGGAUUGUGGGCUUGAUCAAUGCCAUCAUUUUCUUGACCGCCGGUCUCAUUGGCGCUUUCAUCGUCGAUCCACUGAACAAGUACUUCGGCCGACGUGGAGAAAUUUUCAUCACUGCCUGCUGUCUCACAGCAACGCCGAUUGGAUCUGGAUUCGCGAAAUCAUGGCAAGGACUCUUCGCUGCUCGAUUUGUGAUGGGGAUUGGUAUCGGAGCCAAGAACGCCACCGUGCCGAUCUACAGUGCUGAAAUGGCACCCGCUCGCAUUCGAGGUGCGCUUGUCAUGUUCUGGCAGCUGUGGGUCGUCGCAGGUAUUUUCUUGGGCUUCUGCGCCAACGUGAUCGUCAAGGAUACCGGCCGCAUUUCGUGGCGCCUCCAGCUCGGAUCUGCUUUCAUCCCAUCUUUCGUUCUCGGCGCUGGCAUCUUCUUCUGCCCUGAAUCACCAAGAUGGCUUAUGAAGAAUAAUAAGCACAACAAGGGAUUCCGAUCCAUGCAGAUCCUCCGCGCUCACGACAUCAUUGCGGCGCGAGACUACUACUACUCCUGGGUCAUUUACGAGGAGGAGUUGAAAGUUGCAGCUGGCGCAGGCUACUUCCAGCGUAUGUGGGACUGCUUCGCCGUUCCACGCAUUAGGCGCGCGAAUUAUGGUGCUUCCACUGUCAUGAUUGCUCAGCAAAUGUGCGGCAUUAACAUCAUCUCGUUCUACAGCUCAACCAUUUUCGAGAACGUCGGUUACACUCCAACCCAGGCUCUGUACGCAUCUCUAGGUUACGGUGCGAUCCAGGUCGUGUCUACCAUCCCUACGCUAUUCCUCAUCGACACCAAGGGCCGACGAACGCUCACCCUUGCGACUUUCCCUUUCAUGUGCAUCUUCCUGCUCGCCGCCGGUCUUUCCCUCCUGAAAGACACAGGCAGCAAGGGCGCACAGAUCGGUCCAGUCGUGCUAUUCGUCUACCUCUUCACCAUCGCUUACUCACUGGGCGAAGGUCCGGUCGCAUUCCAGUACUCCGCCGAGGUAUUCCCCACCAUCCAACGUGAACAAGGCAUGGCGUGGGCCGUCUGCAUCAACAACACCUUCGCCGGAAUCCUCAGUUUGACCUUCCCACGCAUGCAGAAAGCCUUCACACCCACCGGUGCUUUCGGCUUCUACGCCGGUCUCAACUUGAUCGCGUGGUUCAUGAUUUUCUGCUUCGUGAGAGAAACUAAACAACUAACCCUCGAGGAAUUGGAUCAAGUCUUCUCUGUCCCGACGAAGAAGUUCAUCGGCUACGAACUCACGACUUGGUUGCCGUACUUCAUCAAACGCCAUAUUUUCCGUCGCAAUAUUCCCAAGCCGCCGGCUAUUAUUGAGAAGGAGAGUAGGGUGGAUGACCAGCUCGUGCAUUAAAUACAUGCGGGGCUGAGUGAGGAUUGGAAUAUGAGUUAGUUUUUACGAUUCACGCACGUUUAUGCUCGGUUGUCUGCGCUGCGCGUAGCAUUAUCGCUUCGUCGAUACGGAUGCCGUACAUGUAUUGUCGGUAUAGAGCAUAGACGUACAUAUUGGCAUUACCUUCAUGAUGAAGAUGAACAGAUCUUUGUUUCGGAUUUCAUCUUCGACUGAGCAAGCCCAGCCGCGAUCGCACAUGGCUCACAUGUUCGCGAUCUACACCUAGCUGCACAUGGCCUGGAUCUUUUGACCAUGAGUGAUACGCCGAAAGACAUCGACUAUUCGGUCCCCAUGACCACAGAGCGACUUCUCCAAGUUUUCCCAAGCGACUUCAACCGCAAUCCUAAUGACGAGCCGCAGUUUUGGUGAU
Messenger RNA from Pseudocercospora fijiensis CIRAD86, 2343 nucleotides. RefSeq lists its product as uncharacterized. NCBI's taxonomy places the organism in Eukaryota, Fungi, Ascomycota, Dothideomycetes, Mycosphaerellales, Mycosphaerellaceae. Gene Ontology annotation, cellular component: membrane. Gene Ontology annotation, biological process: transmembrane transport. Gene Ontology annotation, molecular function: myo-inositol:proton symporter activity. The transcript has 4 exons. Bases 60 to 1934 code for a protein of 624 amino acids. The record is from RefSeq and is a predicted model, not a curated record.